UUAAGUGUCGUCCACUCUGCAGCCGCGUCUCCGUGAAACCAUUACACCUGAACUAAAACGACGGGCAAGCUUCGUCUUGGAGCGGCGCGGCGUUGCUGUGUGGGUUUCGGGUGAAAAGGCAGAAUUUAAAUGCGGAUACUGCGUGUGAAAGAGUUUGGUGGGCUUUUGUAGCUGCGAUGAUGGUAAAGAUGGGUCGAUGGACGCAGGACGCUCCGCUCCGCAGCGGUCAGGUGCAGCACCGCAGCACGUUUCUGCAGGGGGAGAAGAUGCAUGCUUCCUCCUCCAGGACCUCACCCAAACUCUGCCACUGAGAGGGGGGCAUCUUUAAAACAUGCAACCUUGUGGGUCUGUGAUGGAGUUUACAAAACCAGAGACGUUUAAAAGCCGGUAUUACUCUCCCUGAUGGCAACAUGCUCAACACGUCAGCGGACUCAAGCCCCAUUUGUUUGACCGACUUCUCCCAUUAGCUACUGGUUUGCUGUCAUCAUGGAGGAAAGCAAGCUCAUCAUCAGUCUGGACCGAAGUGACGAAGGUAUUUGCGUGGCCUUUACUAAAGAUAAACCACAAGCCAAGGAGGAGCAGCCCGACCUCAGCGCAGGGAUGAACCUGGACCUCGGUCAAGGCCAUCGCUCCAAACCUCUCUUCCUUCCUCACUCCCCCUCCUCCCCAGGCUCAUUAUCUGAUCUGUCAGCAUCAUCAGCGGGCGUUGUGAGCACCCCUGGCCUGGUCAAAUCCUCCUCCAUAGACUUGGAGCCGAGGGAGAAUAGCACCCUUCGAGGCAAGCCUCUCCUCAGCCUGGUCAAAUCCCUCAGCACGGAGAUCUCCCGCCGAGUUGAGCCGGAGGUCAAUCUCUCCAAGUCAGACUCUAAGCUGCAUUUGCAUCCCUGGAAGCAGCUUACACAUCCACAGAUCCCAGAAGCCAAGCCUAAAGAAGGGGCGCUGAAUGAGAUUGAUAACUGGGUAUCACCCCAGCCCACUGGCAGCAUGUCUCCUACUGAACCCCGGGGAAGUUCACUCAUCGCUGAGCUGGAAGACACGAGGAGGAAGUUCUCAGAGGCCAUGCAGGAUCCACUGAGCAUGCUGAGUAAGAUCAUGGGGGAUGAGAACUCUGGAAGCCCCAAGCAGGGGAAGCCACCUGGGGCGGGGGACUCACCAGCUGCCCACGGCAGCUCUGGAAGAGAUGUCAGCAGUGAAGAUUCAGAUCUCAGGUGCAGAAGGAGAACAGACAGCGACCGCAGAGGCGUGUGUGACACUCCUCGAAGAAAAAUCCCGAAGGAUACUUCAGUAAAACCUUCCAUCUCCCCAGAAUGCCACACGCCCAGUAGAGACAGCCGUUUAGAAAUCUGCACCUACGGGGAUGUGAUUCAGGUUGUGGAACUGCAGAACAGAUCCAGCCGGACACAACAAACCCCUCCCCCCAAGUCCAGAAUCCCCAUGUCACGGGCUUUUUUGCCUCUUCACUGGCUCUUGCCUGUGGGUCUUCUAGCGUAUGGGUCCUUUGUGCUGCCGCUGCCUCCGUAUGUGACGGGACUGUUUGUGGGGGUGGCGUGCGGCUUCGUACUGGGCUUGGUGGUGGUUUUCAUGUUUGCUCCCAAACAUAAAGAUGCCAGAAGCUACCAGGGGUCUCGAAGCAAAACUAAUCACUUGAAUAUGGGCCCAAUGGAUGGAAAGUUCACCGAUCCAGACUACCUAGAGGGUUGGAUGAAUGAGACGCUCAACUACGACCCUGAGACUUUCCAGUCCUCCGUCACACAGUCCGUCUAUGUGACACUGGAUGGCAGCCAGCUGCGCCUGGCAUACCCGCACGCUAACAUCCCCCGGUGGGCAGCUUUUGAUGAGGCACUGCAUGAGGCCGUGUUUUCGUAUUCUCACAUUUACCAGCUGGCUAACAGUAAGGUCUCUCUGGUGCCUUCGGGUUUGGCUCGUAAGAGGAUGUGGAACAAGAAGUACCCCAUCUGCAUCACCCUUGCGGAGGGGGAGGUGGGAGAGGUUAGCCUUGUGGACGGACACGGGGAGAAAGAGAGGGCAGAGAAGCACAGCGUUCCCAGCCAGCACCUUCCUGUCACCCUCUACUUGUUUGGUCGCACGGGAAGAGAGAAGGAGGAAUGGUUCCAGCACUUUCUGUUGGCCUCCAGAGAUGGAGCGCUCAGCUGCACAAGUGCUGAAGAGAACACAGAAACACCAAGUGACGGAGAAGCCGCCAAGGAAGCUACAGAGGAGCUGACCGACCUGCCGAUAAAAACAAGAACUCUGCUGGACUACGGCACCUACAUGACUCACCUGCUCAGCUCAGAGAGUUUCAGUCCCAUCCCCAGUCCCUGCCACAGUGACAAGGGAAGCCCCUCCACUGGAAAAAAGGUUCCCAGUGAAGACCAUGGUUCUGCAGGUGACACUGGUGUAGUCACUGAGCCAGGAAUCUACUCUGCCGAGGACCAGCCCACCUGGGUGAACUCCUUAGUGGGCAGAAUUUUCUGGGACUUUCUCCGAGAGAAAUAUUGGACCGAUCAGGUGGCUCAUAAGAUCCAAAAGAAACUUAGCAAGAUCAAGUUACCAUACUUCAUGAAUGAGCUGACGCUGGCCGACCUGGACAUGGGUACCUGCCUCCCUCAAGUCCUUAGUGCAUCAAAGCCCACACUGGACCGCAGAGGCCUGUGGCUGGAGCUGGAGGUGGUGUACACAGGUUGCCUUCAGAUGACCCUGGAGACUAAGAUGAACCUUUGUAAACUGGGCAGAGAGGGAGAGGAUGAGCCUCACAGCAUCCCUGAGACCCAGCAAGAUGGAUCUAAGCCAAGGCUGUGUAUAUUGACGGACAGCGAUGAAGAGUCAUCCAGUGCAGGCUCGUCCGAUGAAGAGGAAGUUCCCCCAUCUGAAGCACAAGGGUCUCCAGGUGAUAAGGCCACUGGAGCAGCUGCUGAUGGGCACACAGCUGGAAGCACCAGCAGGAAAAUCCUGAGGUUUGUAGACAAGAUCGCAAAGUCCAAGUACUUCCAGAAGGCCACAGAAAAUGAGUACAUUAAGAAGAAGAUUGCUGAGGUCUCCAACAUGCCCCUGAUGCUCAGCGUUGAGGUCCUGGAGCUCUCUGGAACUCUGGCCAUCAACAUCCCUCCUCCUCCUACAGAUAGGAUAUGGUACAGUUUCACAGUGCCUCCCAGGUUAGACCUUCAUGUCCGCCCCAUGCUUGGAGAGAGGGAAGUCACAUUCACUCAUGUCACUGAAUGGAUUGAAAAAAAACUGCAGUGCGAGUUCCAGAAAGUUUUUGUCAUGCCCAACAUGGACGAUCUUUAUCUGCCCCUGAUGACGUCUGGCCUGGACAACCCGCCUGCGUCCCAACCGUCCUCCAUACACUCCUCAUCACACCAGUCUUCCAUGGAGUCUCAGGAUUACCUGUCGGAGUAGGGCCCAUCUGAUUUUGAAAAAAAGAAGCAGCUUUUGUGACAAAUCUCUGUUAUAUUGUGAGGCUGCUACAUGUCGGUGGCUAACACACGUUGAUUCAUUGUAACCAGAGCAGAGCAGAAGCCUCCUGAAGCCUGCUGGUGGCCUUGACCCGGGACUGGUGCUACACUGCCCCCUACUGGGAGGUUUGUCACUGACAAUGGUAGUUUUUUAAACCGCUGAAAUACACAUAAAAGGUAUGACACUGCACAGAAUGUGUUGAUUAUGAGCACUCUUUUUGAAAAAAUACACUGUGAACAGUGUCCAUCCAUCCAGAGAGACAAUUAUCCCACAAGCACUCAGCUUUUUCCAGCCAUGGUGCAUGACCUUUAAUCAUUUUUCCUUGUGGUGAAUAAAGCUUAU
This is a messenger RNA of Cololabis saira (Pacific saury), 3795 nucleotides long. Its product is annotated as testis-expressed protein 2-like. Lineage: Eukaryota; Metazoa; Chordata; Actinopteri; Beloniformes; Belonidae. The record is from RefSeq and is a predicted model, not a curated record. Gene Ontology annotation, molecular function: lipid binding. The coding region runs from base 487 to 3396 and encodes 969 amino acids. Gene Ontology annotation, cellular component: endoplasmic reticulum. The transcript is spliced from 12 exons.